AUGCCGCCCAUGUUCUGGCUGAACAAGCCACACCCAUCCCUUGUUGGUAGGGGACUGGCGGUGAACAACAGCUAUCUACAGGUCAUGGACACCUGCGAGGAAGCAGCCACAGCAUGGACAGAGCAAGAUGUUCACUGGCCCGUCCCUGGAGAGACCCCAGCCGAUGCAACUGAUGAUGUAGGCUGGCUGCACAUUGGUGCACGUGACCAUGUGCACCUGUGGCCUGCUCACAUUGGGCUUGAUGCCGUGACUGUCAUUGCAGAACAUGCCCAGUACGACAGGAUCAAGAAGCAGUGGGUCAAUGGUGCCAAUGUUGAGUGUCUCUUCCACAAGCGUGAGGGUGUCCCAAUAUUGGUCAAGAGAAGCCAGAAGCUUUGCUCCCAGAAACUAAUCAGUCCAAGCAUUGGUGCAAAGCAGUUUGCAGAGGAUGAAGUGGAUGAGCCAGAGGAUCUUUCCAUACACUUACCCAACACCUACAAAUUGCUAUCCUUCUGCAUGGGGGACCUGGACAACGUCUGCUUCUCCAGCAGUCAGCUGAAUGUCUCUGCACCUCAGUACUUGCAUGAGGUUUGCAAAGGCAAGAUCAAUGUUCCUCUCAGAGCUCCCUCCCAUGGAUGCAACUCUGCCAAAGAAAACUGUCUGCAAGGAUGA
Molecule: messenger RNA, 651 nt
Organism: Rhodofomes roseus
Lineage: Eukaryota; Fungi; Basidiomycota; Agaricomycetes; Polyporales; Fomitopsidaceae
Exons: 8
Coding region: 1-651 (216 amino acids)
Source: RefSeq, a predicted model, not a curated record